CUAGCGCCGAUGUGGACUAGGGCUACAACGUCCUGCUAACUUUAGCAUGUUAUGAGUUUUUAGGAGCACACACCAACUAUGUCGUAGCACAACUUUGCCGCUCUGGAUGGUUGAAGUUACAUUAAGUCACAAUGAAACUGUGAGGCUCAUAGCCAUAUCAGUAACUAGUUAACUAGCAAGGUUAGUAACUAGCCUUCUCGUACUCAGUCUUUUUAUUGUAUUGGACAACGUUAGAUACAUCACUAAUGGUCCAUGAGCCAUGGAGGCUCCGUCCUCUCACGUACCUCCGACUGAAGACGGACCGCUGUGGCUGGCGGGCAGGAGAGACUCCAGCGGGAAUGGAGAGCCUGACCCUGCCCGGGACAUCAAAACACACUUUCGCGUUUGUCGUUUCAUCGUGGAGACAGGAGUGAAGCUUGGUAUGCGCUCAGUGCCUGUGGCCACGGCGUGUGUGUUGUACCACCGUUUCUUUGAACGCGUCAGCAUGAGUGCAUAUGAACCCUACUUGGUGGCCAUGAGCUGUGUGUACCUCGCUGGAAAAGUGGAGGAGCAGCACAUCAGGACCCGUGACAUCAUCAACGUAAGCCACAGGUAUUUCAACAGUGGCAGCGCUCCUCUAGAAUGUGACAAGGAGUUCUGGGACCUGAGGGACAGUGUGGUGCAGUGUGAACUCCUCAUCCUCCGACAGCUCAACUUCCACGUCUCCUUUGAACACCCUCACAAGUAUUUACUUCACUACCUGUUGUCUGUGAAGUCACUUGUGAACCGCCAUGCUUGGUCUCGAACCCCUGUUGCUGAGACUUCCUGGGCGUUGCUUAGAGACUGUUACCAUGGAGCCAUGUGCAUCCGUCAUAUACCCCAACACAUCGCCAUAGCAAUACUGUACCUGGCUCUAAACAGCUAUGGAGUGGAGCUGCCUGUUGGAGAGAAAGAGUGGUGGCAGGUGCUCUGUGAGGACGUGACCAAAGCAGACAUUGAUGCUGUGAUCUCGGACCUUCUUCAACUCUACGACAUGGAGGCCAAGUGUAUCUGAAGGACACACCUACAAGACCCACACAUGGAAGACACACAAGAGUGUGUGUGUGUGUGUGUGUGUGAGUGUGUGUGUGUGAGUGUGUGUGUGUGUGUGUGUGUGUGUGUGUGUGUGAGAGAGAGACAGAGAGGAACACUUUGUGUUGCCCCAGUUAGUCUGUGAGCUGUGACAUAAACACACCUGCACUACCGAUUCCUGCCACCCUGGGGAGACACUUCUUUCUUUCUAGUCGCUGAUCUCUCAGGCCUGCAGAAUACUGAUGUUCUCUCAAAUACAUCAUCAGCACCAGGUCUCUGAAACACAUCCCAGACCUUUGCACCAGAAAUCUCUUCACACUCCACACUUACCAAACAACAAAUACCACAGUAUGGAUUUGAUGGGAUGCGAGAGUUCAUCACCUAGGUUUUAUAAAUAAUUCAAUCAAUAAUUCCAACAAAUAGAAAAAAAUGCAUUGGAAUAGGCAUAACAUUUUUCAUUAGGAUACUACUAGUAAUAAAUAUAUAGUUUAGGUUAAGUCUAGAUUGUCUCAUUAGAAGCCAGACCACCUUGCUGCAUGCAACAAGAGAAAUGUGAUUUUCUGUACCAGAUAUCAAUGUACGUUCUCAGUCCUAUGUAAAUGCAUUAAUUGGCUUAAUGACCUCUUCAUAACAAGUGUUGAUAUACCAUGGUGAUUAUAGUGGCAGUUUAAGUGGCUCUUGGUUUAUUAAAAAUUGAGUGUUUUGCAGUGCUGCCAUUCCCAGAGAUCUUUUUUAUGAAUUAGUUAAAAGACAGUUUGUAAUUUUUGGCAGAGGACCAAGCAGAUGUGGUAGCUCACCUAGUAGAGUGUGUGCCCAAUGUGCUAUAGCUGAGCCCCUUCCUCAGUGGUCCACAUUUGAUUCCAAACCAGGGCCCCCUGCUACAUUUCAUCCUCAUGUCUCUCUUCAGCUGUAUAACAGUAAAGGAAAAAUGCACCAAAAGGACAGUUUUGAUUUGGACUUUUUGUUGUUCAGAAUGAACUCUGCAGGACCUGCCUGUUCUGAGGACGAGUCUGGUGAUAUUCUGUAUGUUCUUUCUAUUACUAAAUCCCAUGAAAACAAAGACAAAACCAACAAUGUAUUUACAAUACUUAGAGGUUUACUGUGUAUCAAAACCUGAUAUAUUUUCCUCUGUGCCAUAGAUGUCUGUUGUUGACCAAAAACUAUUAAAUCACAUCAAAACACUGUCGCACUAAAUGACACGUUCCUUCAUUACCAUGAACACACACAAAUGCACUUUUUCCUCCUCUUGAGUCAUGUUUGUUAAGUACAAGAAUGCCCAGC
Messenger RNA from Chelmon rostratus (copperband butterflyfish), 2331 nucleotides. It is a transcript of the gene ccnq, whose product is annotated as cyclin Q. Gene Ontology annotation, biological process: regulation of transcription by RNA polymerase II. Gene Ontology annotation, cellular component: nucleus. The transcript is spliced from 5 exons. Gene Ontology annotation, molecular function: cyclin-dependent protein serine/threonine kinase regulator activity. The record is from RefSeq and is a predicted model, not a curated record. The coding region runs from base 260 to 1033 and encodes 257 amino acids. Lineage: Eukaryota; Metazoa; Chordata; Actinopteri; Chaetodontiformes; Chaetodontidae.